Molecule: messenger RNA, 1746 nt
Organism: Annulohypoxylon maeteangense
Lineage: Eukaryota; Fungi; Ascomycota; Sordariomycetes; Xylariales; Hypoxylaceae
Product: SEP-domain-containing protein
Exons: 3
Coding region: 329-1597 (422 amino acids)
Biological process (GO): Golgi organization; nuclear membrane reassembly; membrane fusion
Cellular component (GO): nucleus; cytosol
Molecular function (GO): ubiquitin binding
Source: RefSeq, a predicted model, not a curated record
CUCGCAUACCUAGUACCUAGUAGGUAAUCGAUUGCGCUCCAGUGCUGUGAUUAGGCUACUGUGGGGAGCUUGACGUCGUCGCUGAAGCUGCCUAAGAGCAGAGCCUUCCUUCUAUUUCCAUCUAGACUUACAAACGUCACAUCAUAACCUUAACUUUGUUAACACUAGACGUUACCUGACAACUUGGAACUUCCCUCUUUCCAGUUGUACUUAUGGUUAGACGGUACCUAGACAAUUAAACGUUGACCGUUUUCACAAACUUCAUUCAACACUAUUUGUCCACCAUCCACAACCUUGACCGAUUACCAACACCGACAUCUAUUCCAACAUGGCGAGCAGCGUCGAUCACGAUGCUCUCACCAGCGAGCUCAUAGGCAUGACCGGAGCGUCGGCGGAACAGGCUACGCAGUACCUAUCUGCCUGCAACUGGGACCUCGCUGCUGCUACCCAAGCCUUCUUUGCCGACGAAGAAGAUGGUACAGCUGCUCCUCUCGAGAAUCUCGGUGCUACCAGCUCCUCGAGUUAUACAGGCCCGCGCACCCUCGAUGGUCGACCCGCCCCGCAAGCAAUUCCCACCACCUCUAGCUCGUCCAAGCGACCACCCAAGAAGAAGGGACUCGCCACCUUAAGUUCUCUCGGAGGCGGUCACGAUCAUGACGAUGACGACGACGAUGAAGACGAUGAGGAUAUUCACAGAGACACAUACGCUGGAGGUGAGAAGAGUGGAUUAGCCGUUCAAGACCCGAGCCAGCGCAGUUCUGAUCCCAGACGAAUUCUCAACGACCUCCUUGCGAAGGCCAAGAGCAACUCCCAACGUCCCGAUGCCACAACCGCCGUUGGCCCCUCCAGCUCGAGUUUUUUCCGCGGUUCCGGUCAGACUCUAGGUGGCGAAGGCACUCCCAGUCGCACCAUUCCCGACCCCUCCGGACAUCCUGCUCCCAGCAGUCUCGCACGCCCCCAAGGUGGAGAGGUUCAAGAGCGAACGCUACAUCUAUGGCGCGACGGAUUCAGCAUCGACGAUGGAGACUUGCGUCGAUUCGACGACCCCCAGAAUACCGAAGCUUUGCGUAUGAUCCAAGAAGGUCGUGCACCCAUCCAAUUGAUGAACGUUCGAUACGACGAGCCCCUCGAUGUCAAGUUGCAACAGCACGAUGAGGAGUACCGAGUUCUUCCCAAGGUUUACAAGCCAUUCGGCGGUGAGGGUCGCCGUCUUGGAAGCCCCGUGCCGGGCGAGUCUGCUGGUGCUGCGACCACGACCACGACGUUGUCCACUCUGUCAACCUCGUCAACUCCUGGCACGGCUGCGGCGUCCUCCUCGUCAACGCGCCCUAGCACAUCGGUAGACGAGUCUCAACCUACGAUCAUGAUCCGCAUCCAGAUGCCCGACGGUACACGAUUGCCGGCUCGAUUUAACACAUCGCACACGGUCAACGACGUGUACGACUUUAUCUCUCGAUCCUCGCCUGCGCUGAGCGCCGGCGGAUGGGUGUUGGCUACGACGUUCCCCAACAAGGACCAUACGGACAAAUCGCUAGUGCUGGGAGACAUGGCAGAGUUUAAGAAGGGUGGCACUGCUAUGGUGAAGAGAAACAAAUGAGUACGGGAGUGUCGUUUCUGAUAUGCUAGGCGUUUAUCGCAUGAUAGAACUGCAGUUCCUAGAUUUGCCUAGGUAGCUAUGACAUUAGAUGCAGAGGCAUAGACAGUCGCCUAUUGCGAAUCUGAAGAGACGAUUCCUGAAUUGUGGUU